Messenger RNA from Anisakis simplex (herring worm), 285 nucleotides. The record is from the annotation of a GenBank genome assembly. Lineage: Eukaryota; Metazoa; Nematoda; Chromadorea; Rhabditida; Anisakidae.
AAAGCGGAUGGUAACGAUACUGAAGCGACGAGUCUGUUGGAAACGAAUUUCACGAUCGAUGACAUACCCAUGGCUGUGGUGAACGUCGUUGAUGAGGACGGAAUCACGGAUUUACAUCAAUUUCAACGAACUUGUGCAGAUGAUACGGACAUGACAUUUGUUCGUAGGCGUCAAGCGUUCUUCGAAGGCACUCCAAGUGCUAUUGCAAUGGUUUGUUGCUCGAAUCUGAAUAAUUUGACCUUUUAUCGAGUGUCACCUUCAACAAACAAAUUCAUUUCACAAUAG